This is a messenger RNA of Drosophila eugracilis, 1586 nucleotides long. RefSeq names its product exosome complex component MTR3 (gene Mtr3). Gene Ontology annotation, cellular component: nuclear exosome (RNase complex); cytoplasmic exosome (RNase complex); nucleolus. NCBI's taxonomy places the organism in Eukaryota, Metazoa, Arthropoda, Insecta, Diptera, Drosophilidae. Bases 573 to 1547 code for a protein of 324 amino acids. Gene Ontology annotation, biological process: U4 snRNA 3'-end processing; nuclear mRNA surveillance; rRNA catabolic process. The record is from RefSeq and is a predicted model, not a curated record. The transcript is spliced from 2 exons.
CUAGCACAGUUAGUUGGCGUGUGAAAACCCAAAAGUUCUUUAUUAAUAUAAGCUUUCUGAUUUAAAAAAUGCCAAUAAUUGUCUUCUCUUGAUUGUCUUAAAUUUUACAUAUUAAGUAGAACAGUAGUUUUAUUUUUUAUAUAGAAACAAGUGAUUAAUUAUUUUCCUAGAUUUAUUAGAAUAAUAAUAAAGAUUUUUAAAUUUUAGGAACGCGUAAUCAUCCCAAACUUUCUUACUUGGUUGGGGAACCAACCAGAAAUUGUAUCGAUAUAUCGAACAUUUAAAAUAUGGAAAACCAAAAAAUAACGUAUGCAUAUUCUAGUGCGCCCGCUACAUAUCCCUUAACUCACGCCCAAAAAAUGUUUUGAAAUAUAAAAUCACUUGAAUUUUUAGGAAAUUUACAAACCUUUAAGAAACCUAUUGGAUAAUUUAAGUAUUUAUAUUAUUUUAACUUAUACCACAAUAUUGCUGAAAUACCAAACAAGUAUUUUUUUUGAAAGCCACAUUUUGUGAUCCACAUGGGAAAAUAGUUUGUUUAUUUUUUGAUUUAAUUAAAAAGUCAGUUAUUUAAUAUGUUAAAAGUGACGCAGACCAAGAAUAGCCUGCUCGAUGGUGCUGUCGUAGCGGACGAGCUCUACACAACGCCACAAGAUGGAAAGGAUUUCUUCGAGAGUUUGGACAAGUCGGCAAAGGAACCUACAAAACUGGCACCAAGAAACACCUUCAUUCGUGCUGGCGUUUUAACCACCGUGAGGGGUUCUGCGUACAUGGAAUAUGGAAACACCAAAGUUCUGGCCAUUGUGGCUCCGCCAAAAGAGCUAAUCCGCGCCAGCGCCCGACGGAUGAACAUGGGAGUGCUGAAUUGCUAUGUGAACUUUGCUGCGUUUGCCACAGGGGAUCUGGAGUCCGUGCCAGAACGAGAACGGAAUCUAGCCAGUAUGCUAACCAAGGCCAUGGAGCCGGUAGUUUGCCGGACGGAGUUCCUCAACUUUCAGCUGGACAUACGUGUCCUUAUCCUAGACGAUGAUGGCUGCUUGCUCAGCACAGCCAUCAAUUGCUGUGGCGUUGCCUUGGUGGAAUGCGGUAUUUCCACCUACGAUUUGAUUACGGCCUCCACGGCUUGUAUAUAUCAAGAACACAUUUUCCUCAAUCCUAGUGCCAAGAUGGAGGAGCUUCUGUGGAAGCAUCGAGGAAAUAGCAGUAACACUAGCACCCCGUCUGACCAGGAGCACGGUCUUAUUAUCACAGCUAGCAUGGACACCUUUGAACAGAUUGCUCAGUGUCAACAGUGCGGAUAUCUAACCCCUGACACUUAUGUAAAACUGCUGGACUAUACGCUGGCCGUCAACAAGUCGCUAAGACAAAUAGUCAGAGGUGUCCUGACCAAGCGUGUCAAGGAGCAACAUGAACUGGAUUUGCGCGAAAAGGCGGAGAAUGCCCUAGAAGAUCAGCGGUUGGAAGGUAUUAUAGAGAAGCUGAAGACGCAAGGAUUAGAUGAGUUUAUACAGUCUAACAUUAAGGAAGAUCCCUAUGUUAAAAGGCAGUGAUUGAUUAUAAAAAAAAUAAAACAUAAUUAUAAAUGAUAA